This is a messenger RNA of Drosophila subpulchrella, 3276 nucleotides long. It is a transcript of the gene ValRS-m, whose product is annotated as valine--tRNA ligase, mitochondrial. The transcript has 5 exons. Gene Ontology annotation, molecular function: ATP binding; valine-tRNA ligase activity; aminoacyl-tRNA deacylase activity. Bases 189 to 3167 code for a protein of 992 amino acids. Gene Ontology annotation, cellular component: cytosol. The record is from RefSeq and is a predicted model, not a curated record. Gene Ontology annotation, biological process: valyl-tRNA aminoacylation. Lineage: Eukaryota; Metazoa; Arthropoda; Insecta; Diptera; Drosophilidae.
UUUCUUUUUUAACACAACAAAUAAAUAAAUAAAAAGUUGAACAAAAUUGCAAGAUAAAAGCUCGACCGUUACUUAUUUGAAAUUAGCGCCCUUCAUCGACUUAUUGGUUAUCGCAUCAGCUGUUUUAAGCCCAUCACUAAUGUGAUUUUGAAAUCUUUUAUUUGACAUAACAUAACACAACAAUAAAAAUGCAAAUAAUUAGGAAUUGCAGCAGCAAACUACUGAAACACAAGUACCUGUGCCAGCCGAAGGUGUACUCCCUCUACUACAGUACACUCAAAGAUGCGGCGAAGGAGCUUCCGCUGGCCACAGGCUACCAGCCACGCCCCGUGGAGCAGGCCUAUUGGGAGCGGGAGCAGCGCCAGGCGAAUCUCCCCAAGCCUUCGGAAGGUGGUUGCAAACGGGGUUCCUACCGCAUGCUCCUUCCGCCGCCAAAUGUCACAGGGAAUCUCCACCUGGGCCAUGCCCUGAUGGCCACCGUGCAGGACGUGAUUGCCCGCCAGCGCCAGCAGCUGGGCUAUGAAGUGGACUGGGUGCCAGGCACAGAUCACGCGGGGAUUGCCACCCAGGUGGUCGUGGAACGAACCCUUGCCUCUUCGCAGGGUAAAACACGCCAGGAAAUGGGACGCCCGGCAUUCCUCGACGAAGUGUGGCGCUGGAAGGCGGAAAAGGGCGCCGGCAUUGUUCAGGAUCUCCGCCAACUCGGUUGCCGUCUUAACUGGCAGCGUGAGUACUUCACCAUGGACGAGCAACAGGCCCAUGCGGUCAACGUGGCCUUCGAGCGACUCUUCGACGAGGGCCUCAUCAGUCGACGCAAUUCGCUGCUCAACUGGUCCACCGCUCUACGCUCCGCCAUCUCCGACAUCGAGGUGGAUGUGAUAGACAUCAAGGAACCGAUGGAGAUCGCCGUUCCGGGCUACGAACGCAAUGUGCUCUUUGGCAGGAUCUACGAUUUCGCCUAUCGUGUGGUGGAUGGCGAAACACUGCCGGAUGGUUCGGUGGAGGAGAUUGUGGUGUCCACCACCAGACCAGAGACUAUCCUAGGCGAUGUAGCUGUGGCUGUUCAUCCACUCGAUCCUCGCUACAGCAAGUACCGCCAUUUAGAGGAGGUAAAGCUGAAGCAUCCCUUCCGUGACGACACCAUUCCACUCGUUUUCGACAUCUCCGUGGACCAGGAGUUCGGCACGGGGGCAGUAAAGAUCACUCCCGCCCAUGAUAAGUUUGAUUUUGAGUUGGCCAAUCGCCAUAAGCUGGAACCCCGCCAGGUGUUCGAUGAAACGGGCCAUGUGCUGGAGACGUAUGAUGAGUUUAAGGGCAAGCCCCGUUUUGAGGCACGAGAGCUGAUUGUCAACCGCCUGGAGGAUUUGGAUCUGUUGCGCCAGGUGCGCUCCCACAGCAUGCAGUUGCCCGUCUGCUCGCGCUCAAAGGAUGUCAUCGAGUACAUGAUCUUGCCUCAGUGGUUCCUCAAGUGCAAGGAUUUGGCUAGAGAUGCCUUAUCCGAACUUCACAGUGGCCGGCUGCAAAUCCAACCGCCUAGCUUCGAGACGGAGUGGGAACGCUGGUUGAAGGACAGCCGUGACUGGUGCAUAUCCAGGCAGUUGUGGUGGGGCCAUCAGGUGCCUGCCUACGAGGUUACCGACGCCAAGGGCAAUACCCAAUGGGUGGCCGCCGUUAACGAGAAGGCAGCCAAGCAGAAAGCCAAAGAGCUUGUGGGCAGCAAGGAGUUCACUUUGAAGCGUGAUCCAGAUGUGCUAGACACUUGGUUCUCAUCGUCGCUACUGCCCUUCUCCACAGCCGGUUGGCCGAAGGAGAGCUACAAGGAGCGGUAUCCUCUGGACUUGAUGCAGACUGGCCACGAUAUACUCUUCUUUUGGGUGGCCCGCAUGAUGAUGAUGGGUCUGAAGCUGACUGGCGAGGCUCCGUUCCAAAGGAUACUGCUGAAUGGCAUUGUGUGCGAUGCCCAUGGCAGAAAGAUGUCCAAAAGUCUCGGCAACAUAGUGGCUCCACAGCAGGUGGUGCAGGGCGCCAGUUUGGAGAGCCUCAAAGCUGUUUUAGAACAAUCCUGCGAGGCGGGCAUCAUUAAGCCUGAGGAGUUAAAAACCUCAUCGGCUGGAAUGACCAAGAUGUUCCCCAAUGGCAUCCAGGAGUGCGGCACCGAUGCCUUGCGCUUCACCCUGAUGAGCCACAACAUCAAGAGCCACUUCAUCAGCUUUGAUGUGAACGCCUGUUACACCAACAAGCUAUUUCUUAACAAGAUCUGGCAGGCAAUGCGGUUCACGCUGGGCUCCGCCAAGUCCCUAGGAAUCUCUCUGGACCAUUUUGAGACUCUGGAAGGCGUCACUCUGGGCGUGUGGGAUCGCUGGAUCAUCGGCCGCCUGGCGGAAACCUUGUCCACUUGCUCACAGAGCUACACUACCUACAAUUUCCAUUUGGCCACAGCAGCCUUGAAGAACUUUUUCUAUCAAAAUCUCUGUGAUAUUUACUUGGAGACCACCAAAGCGGCGAUAGCAAAUCGCACUGGCGAUGCCUACAUCCAUGUGGGCACGCUGGCUGCUUGUCUGAGCUGGGGAUUACAAGCCAUGGCACCAUUUACUCCCUUCGUGGCCUCCGAGUUGCUACAGCAUGUGCCCAUGAAUAUCGAGCUUAAGUUGUCCGAUUACCAGGACUCCAAGCUGGAGGAAGAGGUCAACGAAAUAGUGAGCAUCUGCCAGAGCGUUCGCCAGGUGAAGAGUCGCAACGAGAUCAGUAAGCGCCACCAGCCUCGUCUCAGCCUGUUUGCCCAGAAUACCGAGUCUGCGGGCGUACUUCGUCGCCACCUGUCGGAGAUCCAGGUGCUCACCCGCUGCGAAGGCGUGGAACUGGAACUUCUUGACGAGAGCGCGAAGAUUUCGAAGCAACUCAGCUUUUUCUCGACGGCAGGGGCACUAUGCUCCUUUGGCUUGAAAGUGGGCGAUGCCUUGGCCUUGACAGAGGAGAAGCGUGACGAGAUGCAGUUGGCCAACACCAAGAAGCUCAAGAAACUGGUCAAUGAGCUGCAGCGGUACCGCAUGCGUCUGGACAACGAAGCCUUUCAGCUGAUGGCCGACAAGGCCGUUAAAACGCAUUUCGAAAAUAAGGUUAAAGAACUAGAGGCGGAGAUCAACAGUCUCACCCGGCUGGCAGCGUGAUCCUAAUCCCUGGUUUACAAAAUCAGUUUAGAUAAUACCUUUGUUAUUGUUUUACAAUCGCCUAAGUCGUCUGUUUGUUAUAGAAUUAAAGACUGCAAUAUUUAUUAAA